Molecule: messenger RNA, 1390 nt
Organism: Phymastichus coffea
Lineage: Eukaryota; Metazoa; Arthropoda; Insecta; Hymenoptera; Eulophidae
Exons: 2
Coding region: 19-1347 (442 amino acids)
Source: RefSeq, a predicted model, not a curated record
AAGAGCAACCUCACCGCAAUGCGUCUGUUGGUAAUUGUGGCUUGCGUGGCUAUGGCCGCGGCCAGUCCCCUAAAGAAGUCGAUCAACGCCAAGGCGAUCGAGCCAGUCGACCAACACCUGGACUCGUUGCGAGCUACCGAAGCAGGAUCUAGCCAGAAGGUCGACAGAGCGAAGAAGGACGUGACGUUCUGCGUGGAAGUGCGCCAGGACAACAAGCCAGUAGUGGUCGACUGCAGCGACAAACAGCCGGUACUACCGCCGCCAACACCGGAACCGCAGCCAGAUCCGCUACCGGAUCAGCCGGAUUUGAUACCAACGACGCAAACGCUGAACAUCGACAUACCCUGCGAGCCGGAAAUAGCCGCGUUCUUGGUGCAGCCGCCCGAGCAGGUCGUUUACGCGCCCACCGGCAACUGUAUCCCCCAGAUGCCCAGCGUGAUCCCGAUGCCGACCUCCUCCAUCAGCGCUCAGGGUCAGGUGCUUCACUUCCACCAACACGGUCUGCACGGUCUGCACGGCCUGCCCACCCUCCACGGCGGCCAGGGACUUCACCUCGUCAAGCCUCUGCCAAACCCGGUGCUGCCGCCGACUCAUGCCCACCAUCUCCACGGCGUCGAGUGCACCUGUCACAGCGGGCCUAUCGGUAAAUCCGCCGACGCGUCGACGCUCGCCAACAACGAGGCUCUCGCUAUGAAGUUCCUGCACGACAUCCAGAGGAACUCCGCCGCCAGCUCUGGACAGAAUAUGCUCGUAACAGCACCAACGAAAAUACAAGAGUUAGCACCAGCAGUAAAAUUGCAAGGAACAGAACCCGGAGUAAAAGUACAAACAUUGGUACCAGGAGUGACGAUUCAGGGAUCGUCACCGGGAGUGACGAUUCAGGGCUCGACACCGGGAGUGACGGUGCAAGGAUUAGCACCGGGAGCAACAACGCAAGCUCUGGCACCAGGAACAGCGAUGCGUUACCUUUCGAUGCGGCCCAUGAUGAUGUCGACGCCGCAAGCGGCCUUCUCGCAAUCGUCGCCGAUGGCCAGUGGCGGAGUGUACCCCGUGAGCAUGGGAGGACACAUGAUGUACCCUAGCAUGAUGCGCCUCAAGUCUCUCGAGGACAGCUUCACCACUGGCCCCAUGCUCCCGUCGAUUCGCGCGUGUCGCGAUGACAGCGAGAUGGCUGCUGCUACCGCUGCAGGCGAUGCUCGCGCGGCCACAGCCGAAGCCGACGCCAAGUCCACUCCCGUCGAGACCAUGGAGCAGAUGAAGAGGAACGACAAGGACGACAAGGCGUCCAGGGUCGCGCGCUUCGUCAUGGAGAAGGACGAAGCCGAGAACCGACUCGACGACAACUGAACGCACCACGCGCGUUUUUGUUUUCACGCUAUUCUUUAGAGAU